Drosophila arizonae is the source of this 1129-nucleotide messenger RNA. RefSeq lists its product as uncharacterized. Lineage: Eukaryota; Metazoa; Arthropoda; Insecta; Diptera; Drosophilidae. The record is from RefSeq and is a predicted model, not a curated record.
CGUAUACCUGUCCAACAAGUUAAGACACGCAAGAUUUUGUGGGCUGUGGAUAUUACCCAUUGGCCAGGUCAAUUCUACCUGCUGAAUAUAUAAGGUGCUUAACAAUUGGCGAGCCACAGCAUUCGCUUCUCAACUCCUGUUGGCCAUGGACCGCAAGACGACGACACCAUUGAUGAUGUUUCGCACUCCGGUGGGUGGUGAGAAUCAGUUGUUCAUCUUCAAUUCGCCCAUUGACUACACGGAUCAGCAGCUGAUUGUGUAUCAGUGUUCGGGGAUGCUGGAGGGCGAGAGUGGGUAUUGUGUGGUCUAUAAGCGGGAUCAUUACAUAAUCAGCAAUCAUCCCAACUAUCAGAGCCCGACCAAGCGCAGCUUCCUCAACGAGUGCAUCCGGCAGCUGUACAUCAUCAAUGGGCUGGUGCACAAGCUGAACUGGGCGCCCAACACCUUGGUCUGCACUCAGCAGGAGCUGUGGCAUCAGGUGAACAUGUGCCUGCAGCCGGAGCGCUUGAGUGCGCGAAAUGCCAGCCUCCAGCGUGUCAAGCGGCAGCUGUUCCGCGAGACGCAGCGCAAGCGCAAGGCGACGAGCAGCGUGCGUGGCCAGGUGUGGGGCACUCAGGUGUUCAACUUCAAGCCGAUGCGCUCGAGGAUCGGCAGGCGACACAUACGACGCGGCUACUUGACGGUGGCCCGGCAAAUCGUUCUCCAGCAGCUGAUCCGUGAGAACGUGAAGCGUGAGAUGACCGGCACAUCGGCCAUAUGCCAGACGAUCAUCAAUGCCACCGAGGGCAUCUACAACGUGAACGCGACAGUCAUCAGCGACAUCUGCCGCUACCACCAGAACGCUGCACGUCAUCAGCCCACGGUCCAGCGGCGGCUGAACGAGGGACAGCAGCGCAUGCGCAGCAGCGAGGCCUGCCAGCUGACGCAGCGCGCCAAGCGCCUGGAGGCCAUGUUCCUGCACGAGCAAGUGCGUCGCGCUGGCCAGAAUCAUCAGCUCAUACUGGAGGAGUCGGUGCGUUCCAUUUACUAUGCCAAGCAGCUGUUUCGCCUGAUCGAGGAUCACGAGGAGUUCGUCUACACGGACAAACAGAUCUUGGGCCGCAGCUGUUGUUAAGUUGAGUUUCAAAUU